GAGCGCGCGAUUGUCAUCGCCACCGACUACACCUAUAUGGUCGUCUCCAGCACCGCGCCGUAAACCCUAUCCCCGCUCCCCUCCCAGAGCCCAGGCUCUCACCGACAUUCCUCUCCUCAUCCCUUCCUCUCCUCAUCGCGUUGCUCGUCGACCGCUGCCUCCCCGAGCUCCAGGCCGCCGCGGCCGCGCACGUCCACCUUUCCGGAGACGGCACGGCGUCACCUGGGUUUGACGCUUCCUCCGGGUCGCCGAGUCUGCUCGAGUUCGUCCGCGCGGACGUCGACAGCUGGAUCUAGUCCGAUUCUGUAUCUCGCGCGCUCACUGAGGGAACCGCCGGGGGCGCGGUGGGACGAGGCGCACAUUGCGGUGUUGCAAACAGGCCACCACGUCGACGUCUCGGGCAGCGGCGGUACGGCGUGGGGCGCAGACACGUCAGAUGGGGCAUCAGGGAUGAGGCUAUGUCCCCUUCAGUGACAGUUGCUUGCCAGGGAGGACAGCGGAUUCGACACGCAUGGGCGUGGCUCCUCCGUACCUCUCGGGACCCUGCGACGUAUCUCGUUUGCGCUCCUAAACGUCGAUCACUACGUCUUUCAGCGAUAGAUGUGUGUCUUAUAACACUGGACCCGCAUAUUUGCAGAUACGUGAGGAGUCAUGGAGAGCACACGCUACAUCCCUUCGGCUGAUGCGCUAUCUUACCGUACCAAAGUCUAUCAGUAGAAGCGCGAACAUGUACCUCCGACUCCACACCGGACCAUCUUACAUCUGUCAUGCCA
Messenger RNA from Trametes versicolor FP-101664 SS1, 773 nucleotides. RefSeq lists its product as uncharacterized. NCBI's taxonomy places the organism in Eukaryota, Fungi, Basidiomycota, Agaricomycetes, Polyporales, Polyporaceae. The transcript is spliced from 2 exons. The annotation marks the transcript as partial. The record is from RefSeq and is a predicted model, not a curated record.